CAGGAGGACAACCAAUGGAUGUCAGAGAGAGUUGAGCGGCGCGUAGAGAUAAACAUGGAGAAAAAUGUGGGGUCACUACAGGAGCAGGCCCUGAAGAGAAAGGAGAGGCUAAAAGCACUGAGGGACAAAAAACUUCAUGGGCGAGAAGAAGAUGGGGAGCCAGAGAAAAAAAAAGCUUCACUAGAGGAGACUACUGAAGAAAGACACAGAGAACUAAAACUGAGGAAUUACACCCCAGAGGAUGAAGAGCUGAAGGAGAGGCAGGUGCCCAAAGCCAAACCUGCAUCAGUGGAGGAUAAAGUAAAAGACCAGUUAGAGGCAGCUAAUCCAGAGCCCAUCAUUGAAGAAGUGGAUUUGGCCAAUCUCGCCCCAAGAAAACCAGACUGGGAUCUAAAGCGCGACGUGGCAAAGAAACUGGAGAAGUUGGAGAGGAGAACACAGAGAGCCAUCGCCGAGCUCAUCCGGGAUCGUCUCAGAGGCAGCGAGGACGAGUUGGCUGGAGCGGUGGGAGCAGUAGGAGUGGAGGAGGGAGACUCAGACUGAACCCAAGAUGUGACAGAUUUAAAAAAAAAAAAAAAAGGAAACUACAGAGGGAAGACCUCGGUUUACUGGGACUGUACUGUCACAUCUGUGUUGUGCUCAAAGAGACGGCUACUUUCAUUGCUGCAGGGAAUAAAGUAAUGUUUUCUGUCAGGACUUCAUAUUCCCAUUGUUAGUCCUGACUUGUAUCAUUGCAUUAUUACAUAUGAAUAUGUAGUAGUACAUUCUCUUUAUGUGGAUUAUUGAGAUGCAUUGUUAAUGUAACCAUCAAUAUUGAGUUGUAAUUUUUUAUAUUUUCAAGUAAAAUAAUGAGAAAUUUUCA
Messenger RNA from Morone saxatilis (striped sea-bass), 862 nucleotides. It is a transcript of the gene ccdc12, whose product is annotated as coiled-coil domain containing 12. The transcript has 7 exons. The record is from RefSeq and is a predicted model, not a curated record. Lineage: Eukaryota; Metazoa; Chordata; Actinopteri; Moronidae. Gene Ontology annotation, cellular component: U2-type spliceosomal complex; post-mRNA release spliceosomal complex. The coding region runs from base 19 to 543 and encodes 174 amino acids.